This is a messenger RNA of Talaromyces marneffei, 669 nucleotides long. RefSeq lists its product as uncharacterized. The record is from RefSeq and is a predicted model, not a curated record. The transcript has a single exon. Bases 1 to 669 code for a protein of 222 amino acids. Lineage: Eukaryota; Fungi; Ascomycota; Eurotiomycetes; Eurotiales; Trichocomaceae.
AUGCGCUCCAACAAAACCCUCGUCACCUCGACGCCCAACAUCCAGCUCGACCAAGGAACCAUCCUAGCUCAAGGGGACAUAGACAUUACGAAUUCAUCAUCGACAAAAGUCUUCAAUACUCUGGUUGACGUUUCAACAUGGCCCAAAUGGAAUCGCUGGGUUCCUUACUGCACAAUUCGAUAUCAACCCACCACUACAUCUACAUGUACCACCUCAGACUCCGUUGGUGAUGGUGAUGAGCCAUCCCCGAUCCUCCAACUCGGCACAAAAUUCUCAAUGCACGUCAACAUGUCCAUGACAUCAACCACAACAGUCGCCGACUCCUUAUCUCUACACGAACAGGGGAAAUUAACAUCCCUCCACCUCAUAGUAACUCUCUUCGAGGCACCGGAUCCUUUGACCCAUAAAGCUGGAAGAAUUGCCUGGACGAUCGACCAUGAUGAAAUGCGGAUUGUGCCGAAAUGGUUGCUGAAGUUGGAGAGGAUGCAUGUUGUAUCCGAAAAAGAGGGGACUGAAGAGGAAGGGGGAAAAGUGAUUAAUGUGACUACGUGGGAGAUCAUGGCGUCUUCGUGGGCUGCUUCGAUUAUGGGAUGGUUUUUAAGAAACACCUUUGAGGAUGUUAAUUUUCCUGCUUGGUUGGGUGGGUUGAAAGAGUAUGCGGAGAGCUGA